This is a messenger RNA of Elaeis guineensis (African oil palm), 1107 nucleotides long. RefSeq names its product ferredoxin, root R-B1. Gene Ontology annotation, molecular function: electron transfer activity; 2 iron, 2 sulfur cluster binding. Gene Ontology annotation, biological process: electron transport chain. NCBI's taxonomy places the organism in Eukaryota, Viridiplantae, Streptophyta, Magnoliopsida, Arecales, Arecaceae. The record is from RefSeq and is a predicted model, not a curated record.
GCUUGGCGCUCGACGGCAUCUUUCCAACGGACCAACCGUGAUCCCUCCCUUUCUCCCACGUCUAUCUCACCCCAUCGGUCUCUUGCCCAAUAAAUGUAGCCGCCAGGGGAGGGGGGCCGUGGUGGUCUCGCCAUCUGAGUCCCCUCCCUCGCGCUAUAAAUGUAGCGGCCGUUCUUGACCACGCCACUAGGGCACGCUCCACUGUUGCCCCUCUUUUGCUUUCCCUUUGCCAUCUCCGCCCUCCCCUCUCUCAAGAUCUCUCCCCACCCCUCCCCUCGCCACUAGCUCUUCCAAUCGAGAAUCUUCAGGUGACGCAAUGUCAACUGUUACAUUCCCCACUGCCUGCAUGGCCAAAAGCAGCAUCAGAAGCCAGGGCCCUGCCAUACUGAUGAAGAGCCCUUUGUCGCUGAGCUCCGUAAAGAGCAUCUCGAAAGCUUCCAGUCUGAAAGUAUCCAACUGCUUCAGGGCAUCUGCCAUGGCUGUCUACAAGGUGAAGCUCAUUGGGCCAGAGGGGCAGGAGCACGAAUUUGAAGCUCCAGAUGACACUUACAUUCUGGAUGCAGCUGAGACCGCAGGAGUGGAGUUGCCUUACUCAUGCAGGGCUGGGGCAUGCUCCACUUGUGCUGGACGCCUGGAAUCUGGUACAGUUGACCAGUCGGAUGGAUCCUUCCUCGAUGAUGCACAGAUGGGAAAGGGGUAUGUCCUGACAUGUGUCUCCUACCCAAGGUCAGACUGUGUUAUUCACACUCACAAGGAAAGUGAGCUUUAUUGAUUGCUACAGAUAUGCUUGGGGUAAUGUUCGAAAUGUAUCGGGACUGACAUGUUUCUGGAUUAAGAUUUCAUGGUCUAGAAGCUUCUGUUGUUGCUGAAAAAGGUUCUUGGACUUUCUUAGUCUGAGUUGUAGUGCUGCUAGCUGUUUAGAAUUUUAUAUUCAAUAUCAAACUUUUUCUCAUAACUGAUCUAAGUGUGGUUAUUGUGGAGCAUGUCAAGUAUGUGAUAACACCCAAGUAAAAAGGGUCAUGGCUGUGUGACAUCUAUGUCUUAGAAAUUUGUGAAUUUUAUCAGCAGAACAAAAUCAAAUAGAUAAUUAUGGUAUGCUGAAGUUUU